This is a messenger RNA of Trematosphaeria pertusa, 2325 nucleotides long. RefSeq names its product exocyst complex subunit Sec15-like protein. The coding region runs from base 1 to 2325 and encodes 774 amino acids. Gene Ontology annotation, cellular component: membrane; exocyst. Lineage: Eukaryota; Fungi; Ascomycota; Dothideomycetes; Pleosporales; Trematosphaeriaceae. The record is from RefSeq and is a predicted model, not a curated record. Gene Ontology annotation, biological process: exocytosis; Golgi to plasma membrane transport; intracellular protein transport. The transcript is spliced from 5 exons.
AUGCCUGCCGCCGUGGACGCCGGGGAUGACCUAUGGAUAGCCAUCAAACAAAUAUCCCAGUCAACCUCGGAUUCGGACUACAUCGAUCAGCUGGUUCCAGUAAUGAGAGAUGCGCGCUACAACAACCAGAUUAUCCAAGCAUUCCAGCAAUUCUCCACAGACAAAGAAGCCGAAAUCGAGCGAAUAUGCAACGCCAACCACCAAGAGUUCGUCAGCUCCGUCAACUCGCUCCUCCAGGUCCGCCAAGGGACCGUGGAGAUGACAGAGCGAAUCCUGGAACUCAAUGAAUCCAUACAGGAGAGCAUCAACACGCUAGCUGCACAGAAGAAAGCGCUAGUCGACUCACGCGGUGUGCGCCAGAACAUCAACGAGACGAACGAAGCGCUGAAUGCCUGUCUGGAUGUGCUGCGGCUCGCGAAUCACAUCUAUGAUCUUCUUAAGGAGAAGAACUACUACGCCGCGCUGCGGUCUUUGGACGAAUUGCAGACGAUCCACUUAAAGAGCAUCGGUCGGUAUAAGAUCGCUGAAUGGAUCGACAAGAAUGUGCCCACGGUCAGAGAGCAGAUCCGAGAAGCCGUCAAGAACGAUUUGAGCACGUGGCUGUUCCGAAUUCGAGAAUCGUCGCAAUUCUUGGGCGAAGUAUCCUUCUACUACACGGAUGUGCGCCGAACGAGGAACCAGGAUCGUGCAGAGUCCGAUACACGGUUCUCUAAAUUCAAGUUGAACUCCGCCAUCGAACUUGUCGCCGAUGAGACCGACGAGUUCGAUGUCCUCAACAACGAAGAAGCUGGAAAUGAAACAGACUUUACUCCGCUGUUCGAAGCUAUGCAUAUAUACGAUACCCUGGGCAAGAGAGAACAGUUCAAAGCAGAAUACGCCGCCGAUCGACGGAGGCAGAAAGACUUGAUCAUUCCCAGUAGCCUGAAUCUGCUUGACGAAGAAUGCGGAGAUCUUAGCAGUUUGCUGGAGAGCAUUGCAGGCUUUGCAAUCAUUGAGAAGGCUACGAUGGGCAAGACCACCAACCUGCGACAGCAGAGCGAUGCAAGUGUGGACGAGCUGUGGGAUUCGAUGUGCCAGAGCGUGAUCACGCUCAUUACCAACGCUCUCCCUACGGUAGAGAACGACGAGCUCCUCCUGAAAAUCAAGGGCAGGAUAGCGCUUUUCAUGUUGACUAUGGAGAAAUGGGGCUACUCUGUUUCAGCGAUGACUGACCUCCUCCUCACCCUCUUCUCCAAAUACUCGGAGCUUCUCAAACAGCGCUUCAGCGACGACUUCCUGGAGAUCGUUACCACUGAUGACUACAUGCCUAUGCCCAUCAAUAGCAUUGAAGAGUACGACAAAGUGGUAACUGUCAGCUGGUAUACUCCGGACAAGGAGCGCGAAGAACUAACGUUCCCCUGCGUGCUGCCGUUCUCCCAGAUGUACCCACUAUGCUGCAUCGACAUCAGAAACUUCCUCAACCAAAUCUAUCUCUUCUCAGACGACUACUUCCAAAAGUCCACCGUCAUCGACGAGACCCUCCGCACAUCCCUCGAUGACCUUCUCUGCCACCAAGUCUGCCAAUCCCUUCUCGACCGCCUCUCCUCUCAAUACCCCGGUCAAAUCGUGCAAAUCCUCACCAACCUCGAACACUUCGAAAUCGCGUGCUCGGAACUCGAAUCCCUCCUUUUUGAAGCACGCUCCUCGCCUUCCGCCACAGGCCCCAUCGUGCUCGAAGCAACCGACAAGUUCAAAGUCGCGAAGAAGACGGCGUCCGACCGCAUCUUCGAGCUUGUAAACAGCAAGAUCGAUGAUUUGAUUGAGACAGCGGAGUAUGACUGGAUGGCGUCGAAGCCCAGCGCCGAGCCGUCAGAGUACAUGGUCGAGCUGAAACGCUAUCUCAGCGACAUCAUGUCCUCGGUGCUCCUCGCGCUGCCCACCGAAAUCAAAGAAUUCAUCUACUUCGACGCCCUCUCGCACGCCAGCACCGCCAUCCUCGACCUCACGCUCGACGACUCCGUAAAGCGCAUCACGCCCGCCGCCGUGCAGACCCUUGCGACCGACACGCGCUUCCUAGCCUCUUUCGUCGAGGGCCUGGGUAACCCCAUCCUGAUGGAGAAUCUGGACGAGCUGACGCAGACAGUCGCGCUCAUGGGGACGGAUAACAGCGAUGAGUUCUUUGAUGUCGCGCAGCGGAAUAGGAAGUAUGGGAAGGUGGAUAGUAUGAAGGGGGCGAUUUUGCUGGAGAAGGUGCAGGAGGGGGCGCAGUUUGCUGCGCAGAGUCCGACGAAGCCGGCCGCUAGUGAGCGCUUUGGGACGUUGGGGAGUAGGUUUGGGAUUAGAUAG